AUGCCCAAGAGGCUCAGGACAACACCGAAACUCCUCGGAGCCGUAAGGAAAUUCAUAUCAAUGGCUUGGUAUUGCUCUGGCUCAACCAAUACGGAGUUGAUUGAGAAUCUCUCCAAGACGGGACUAAUCAAGAAUGAAAGAGUGAAGAAGGCGAUGAUGGGAGUCGAUCGAGCCCACUACGCGCCCUCGAGGCCCUAUUCGGACUCACCGCAGCCCAUAGGCCAUGGCGCCACGAUCUCAGCUCCCCACAUGCAUGGCCACGCUUGCGAGCACCUCAUUGAUUAUCUCAAACCGGGUUCGCGCGUCCUAGACAUAGGUUCUGGCUCCGGAUACCUAACACGUGUCCUCGCCAAUCUGGUGGCGGGGCCUUCAUCCCAGGAUGGCACCAAUGGCCAGGUCGUUGGCCUAGAACAUAUACCAGAAUUGGUGGAUCUGGCUGCUAAUAAUAUGCGCAAGUCCGACCAAGGUCGAGAGCUUCUCGAUACCGGGGUGGUCAGAUUUGUCGCCGCCGAUGGUCGCCUGGGAUGGAAAGAAAACGCCCCAUACGAUGCUAUUCACGUCGGCGCCGCGGCGGCGACUCUCCACCCCGUACUGGUCGAGCAGCUCCGUGCCCCGGGACGGAUGUUCAUCCCCGUAGACACGGAGAAUGAGGGAGGUCAUCUCGGCAAUCUCGGGUCAAGUGGAGGCCAGUAUAUCUGGGUAGUGGACAAAAAGGCCGAUGGGUCGGUUCACAAGGAAAAGGUGUUCCCCGUUAGCUACGUGCCAUUGACCGACCGCCCCCGGACAUGA
Molecule: messenger RNA, 789 nt
Organism: Aspergillus affinis
Lineage: Eukaryota; Fungi; Ascomycota; Eurotiomycetes; Eurotiales; Aspergillaceae
Product: protein-L-isoaspartate O-methyltransferase
Exons: 2
Coding region: 1-789 (262 amino acids)
Biological process (GO): protein modification process
Cellular component (GO): cytoplasm
Molecular function (GO): protein-L-isoaspartate (D-aspartate) O-methyltransferase activity
Source: RefSeq, a predicted model, not a curated record